Molecule: messenger RNA, 1465 nt
Organism: Anopheles arabiensis
Lineage: Eukaryota; Metazoa; Arthropoda; Insecta; Diptera; Culicidae
Gene: Daao1
Product: D-aspartate oxidase
Exons: 5
Coding region: 299-1303 (334 amino acids)
Molecular function (GO): FAD binding; D-amino-acid oxidase activity
Source: RefSeq, a predicted model, not a curated record
UCUCCCUGCCGGUGAUUACGCAAGAGAUGCAACCUGUUCCCUCUGUGGUGGAUUCUAAUAACAGAAAUAACGCGCAAACUAACGGUGCGAGGAAACGAAUGAAAAACAAAAAAACUCAAGCCCCUCACUCACUUCAACCAGCUGUUGAUUUCAAUGGCAAGGCCAUAUGAUUCAUAUCGGAUUGUGUAUAGCUUUUCGUCAGCUUCAACCAUAUCCUUGGACGGACGGUGGAUCACAAUCCAGUGGACUUGGUGAACGGUGAAGAGAAGGUGGACGCAAAAAAAAACCCUUAUCGACAAUGAAUAUAUGCGUCGUCGGGGCCGGUGUCGUCGGUUUGACGACCGCACUGGAGCUACAGCGCGAGAUGCGGAACGCCAAUGUCACCAUACUCUCGGACCGGUUCGAGCAGGACACGUGCAGCGACGUUGCGGCUGGCCUAUUUCGCCCCGGAACCAGCUUUUCCGGCCCGACCGAGGAAAUAACCAGGAAAUGGAUUUCAGACGCGUACAGCCACUGGGACGAACUGCGCCGGACGGAACAUUCAGCUCGGGCCGGUGUGUGCCAGAUGUCGGGGUACAUUUUUUCCAGCCGAGAUCCGGCCAUUGUACGGAAUCACUACAUCGAGAAGGUCCUGCCCGUGUACCGUGCCGCGACCGAGCAGGAGCUUACCAUCUGUCCGGGCGAAUGGAAGUAUGGGUCGUUUUUCACCACCAUCCUUGCCGAGUGUCGGCUGUUUCAGCCGUGGGCCACAGAAAGGUUUCUUGACAAUGGCGGACGGAUUGUUACCGUGGCGCUGAACAACUUGCAGGAGCUGCGCGGCAAGUACGACGUGGUCGUGAACUGUACCGGGCUGGGGGCGAAGCGGCUGUGCAACGACCAUAAGCUGGUGCCGAUCCGCGGUCAGGUCAUCAAGGUGCGGGCCUCCUGGGUGAAGACGGCGUUCUAUGCGGACUUCGACACGUACGUCAUACCGGGCUUUGAGGGCGUAACGCUCGGGGGCUGCCGUAACUUCGACAGCUACAAUACGGACGUUUCGCGGCACGAUUCGGCCGCCAUCCGCGAACGGUGCGAGUCGCUGCUGCCGAGCCUGAAGGGUGCGCCGGUGCUGCGGGAAUCGGUCGGGCUGCGGCCGCACCGCGAUCCGGUACGCGUGGAGCUGGAGCUGCUGCCGACGGCGAAUGGCAGCGUGCGCGUGGUGCAUAACUACGGCCAUGGGGGCUAUGGUGUGACGACGGCACCGGGGACGGCCAAGCACGCGGUGAAGCUGGUAAAGGAAGCACUGCAAACCAAUAGCAAACUGUGAGGGGAAAGGGAGUUUAAAGGCGAGGGCAUUGGGGUGAAAUGGGGUCGGAUUGUAAUUUUGCAACCAAAAAGAACUGACAGAAAUUCGUAUGAACAAUGUAUCGUUUCGAGCAAAAAGUGUAAGAGAAAUAAGGAAGAUUGUUUAACCAUUAUUACUGCAAAA